Molecule: messenger RNA, 2361 nt
Organism: Clupea harengus (Atlantic herring)
Lineage: Eukaryota; Metazoa; Chordata; Actinopteri; Clupeiformes; Clupeidae
Gene: kbtbd4
Product: kelch repeat and BTB (POZ) domain containing 4
Exons: 4
Coding region: 26-1597 (523 amino acids)
Molecular function (GO): protein binding
Source: RefSeq, a predicted model, not a curated record
UCACUCUGGUUUAUUUGCAGACAGUAUGGAGCAUGGCGACGAGGGAGGUCUGAGCGUCGGGGGCUCGGUGGGAGAAGACAACUACUUUCAGGGGUACACCUUCACCGAUCGCUCUCACUCCAGUCGGUUGGUGAAGAGCAUCAUGGACUUGUGUCUAGAAGACGGGCUAUUCGCAGAUGUCACCGUGCUGGUCGACGGCAAAGAGUUCCAGCUUCAUCGUCUGGUUCUCUCUGCGCAGAGCAGCUUUUUCCGCUCCAUGUUCACAUCCAAUCUACGGGAGACGCACGACCGCAACGUUGAACUAAAAGACGUCAGUGCGCGCGUAUUCCAGUUGCUGGUGGACUACAUCUACCACGGGACCAUCAAACUGCGGGUGGAGGACCUCCAAGACACCUACGAGAUGGCUGACAUGUACCAGCUCACCGCUCUUUUCGAGGAAUGCUCACGCUUUCUCUCGCGUACUGUAGAGGUCAAAAAUUGUUUACAGGUUAUGUGGCUGGCUGACCGACACAGUGACCAAGAGCUCUACACAGCAGCCAAACACUGUGCAAAAAUCCACCUGCCUCAGCUCCAUCAAACAGAGGAGUUUCUAAACCUUCCCUUGCGCCUUCUCAUAGAUAUAAUCAAAGAUGGCGUCCCAAGCUCUCAGAAUCCGAAGGUUGCCAUUGGGGCCUGGAUAAACCACAACAAGGUGGAGAGGGAAGAGUUUGCCAGUGUGCUCCAGGACAGCCUUAAGGAGAUAGGGGAGAACGUGCACAUCUACCUGAUCGGUAAGGAGGAGACACGGACGCACUCCCUGGCGGUGUCGUUACACUGCGACGAGGGCGACGUGAUCAGCAUCGGCGGCCAGAACAGCCUGUGCCACCAGAUCACGGCCGCCUGCAAGCACGGGGGCGACCUGUACGUGGUGGGGGGGUCCAUCCCGCGGCGCAUGUGGAAGUGCAACAUGCACACCAUGGACUGGGAGCGCUGCGCCCCCCUCCCUCGCGACCGCCUGCACCACGCUCUCGUCUCCGUGCCCGCCGAGGACGCCAUCUACUCGCUGGGGGGGAAGACGCUGCAGGACAUCCUGUCCAACGCCGUCAUCUACUACACCGUGCAGGACAACAUGUGGACGGAGACCAGCCAGCUGGACACGGCCGUGUCCGGCGCCGCCGGUGUUAACCUGGCCGGGACCAUCUACCUGCUGGGCGGCGAGGAGAACGACAUGGACUUCUUCACCAAGCCGUCGCGGCUCAUCCAGUGUUUCGACACGGCGACCCAGUGCUGCCACAUUAAGCCCUACAUGCUGCCGUUCGCCGGCCCGAUGCACGCCGCCGCGCACAAGGACCUGAUCUUCGUGGUGGCGGAGGGCGACUCGCUGGUGUGCUACAACCCGCUGCUGGACAGCUUCACGCGGCUGCGCUUCCCCGAGGUGUGGAGCUGCGUGCCCUCGCUCUGGAAGGUGGCCAGCUGCAACGGCUGCAUCUACGUCUUCAGGGACAAGUGCAAGAAGGGCGACGCCAACACCCUCAAGUUCAACCCCGCCACCUCGGUUGUGACCGUCAUCAAAGGCAUCAAGAUCCUCCUCACAAACUGGCAGUUUGUGCUGGCGUGAUUCAGCAGACACUAAACCAACGGCCACCAGGGGGCACUGUACUCAGCUUUGGAGUCCUGGUGUUUGGAGUGAGGACAUUUAGAGUGGUACUCAGAGACCAGACAGUGUCUUGCCUUUUGUUUAGUUUUUUUUUCCCCUCAAGCUUAUGUUUACUCUGCCAUUAUCAUGUCAAAGCUUAUAAUCAUAUUAGCUGGAAUUUUGGUAGAUGGUGUUGACGUGUAGCAUGUUGGUGUUUGCCCUCGUGUUGACCAGGGGGUGGUUGCAUUUGUCCACGAGUGCCGUAGGAACUGAAGAGAUAAUCGGUCUGAUCUGUAGCGACCCCAUGUCUACUGUGACAUCCUGCUUCUCCCUACUGAUGUAGGCCCCUCCCACUAUAACCACACCUCCCCUGAUGAUUGGCAUGAGGAGGAGCUGAAGGGCUAUGGGUGUGUAUGUACUUCCUGUGCUCAGGCGUGCGUGCGUGCGUGCGCGUGUGUGUGUUGGUGUAUUCACCUGCCGGAAAUUCUCCAAAUUUGACCAUACUUCUGUACUCAUGAUCUGUGAUGGUGUUUGCAGACAGAGUGAGAUUGUCAGCUAACCUUUAAGCAUUUUUUACCUAUAGAAGCAAGAUGUCUUUUUUUACAAAUCAGAUCAAGGUUCAGUAAUUGUUUUCUGAAUUGUCUGUUAACUACCCUAAUAUAAAUUUUGUAAAACAUAUUUGACUUGUCCAUGUAUUUAAAAAAAAUAUAUACCAACAAAUUAAAGAGAGAAUAUUCAUUUAAAAA